UAUCUUGUACCUCUCUCAACUGCGCCGCAUUUCAACGUCAAUUACUCUUAGAUCUCUUUAAUAUAAAAAUCAUCGCCGCUAUCAAAUUAGGGCAGUCUCUAGCUCGCUCUCGCGCUCGCGCUCAUUCUUCCUCUUCACUUCUCCAACCCCAUACCCCCUAUUCCUUCCGGCUGGAUCGAGCAUUUCUUCUCAGAUGGACCACGUUGAUGGGAGAUAAAUGAGAGGGAUGAAGAAAUUUAUAAUUAGCCAGAAUUCAUAGUGACUUGCUCUAGUUUAUAAAGGUUUUAUGCCUGUCAUGGAAGCUGAUAAAACUGACCCCAUUCGUGCUGAAGAAUUGAAAUCCCAAGCAAAUGAAGCAUUUAAAGCCCACAAGUAUGCUCAAGCAAUUGAUCUUUAUACACAAGCAAUUGAGCUAAAUGGACAGAAUGCUGUAUACUGGGCAAACCGUGCGUUUGCACAUACUAAAUUGGAGGAGUAUGGCAGUGCAAUCCAGGAUGCAUCAAAGGCUAUAGAAAUAGACCCUAGAUAUUCAAAAGGUUAUUAUAGGAGAGGUGCUGCUUUUCUUGCUAUGGGGAAACUCAAAGAUGCACUUAAAGAUUUUCAACAGCUCAAGAAGAUCUGUCCCAAUGAUCCUGAUGCUGCUAAGAAAUUGAAGGAAUGUGAAAAGGCAGUCAUGAAGCUUAAGUUUGAAGAGGCAAUUUCUGUUCCAGAAUCAGAGAAGCGUUCAGUAGCUGAAUCCAUUGAUUUCCAUCUAAUCGAGGUUGAGCCACAGUAUACUGGUGCAAAGAUAGAAGGAGAGGUUGUAACAUUGGAUUUUGUGAAGAAGAUGAUCGAUGGUUUUAAAAACCAGAAAAGCUUGCACAAACGAUACGCAUUCCAAAUUGUAUUACAAGUCAGAGAAAUCAUGCGUGCCCUUCCGUCUCUUGUUGAUGUUAAAAUUCCGGAGGGCAAACAUUUAACCGUUUGUGGAGAUGUACAUGGUCAGUUCUAUGAUCUCUUAAAUAUUUUUGAGCUUAAUGGGCUUCCAUCAGACGAAAAUCCAUACCUCUUUAAUGGAGACUUUGUGGAUAGAGGUUCAUUUUCCGUGGAGGUCAUUCUCACCUUGUUUGCAUUCAAAUGCAUGUCUCCGUCAGCAAUACAUUUGUCCAGAGGAAAUCAUGAGAGCAAGAGCAUGAACAAGAUUUAUGGCUUUGAGGGUGAAGUUCGAUCAAAGUUGAACGAAACGUUUGUGGAACUAUUUGCAGAAGUAUUUUGCUCCUUACCUUUGGCUUAUGUUCUAAAUGAGAAGGUUUUUGUGGCUCAUGGAGGUCUUUUUAGUGUUGAUGGGGUAAAACUCUCUGAUAUUAGAGCAAUAGAUCGAUUUUGCGAACCUCCUGAGGAAGGAUUAAUGUGUGAAAUCCUUUGGAGUGAUCCGCAACCUAAUCCUGGGAGAGGACCUAGUAAACGAGGUGUAGGUCUUGCCUUCGGUGCAGAUGUCACAAAAAGAUUUUUGCAGGAGAACAACUUAGAUUUAAUUGUGCGAUCCCAUGAAGUCAAGGAUGAAGGGUAUGAGAUCGAGCAUGAUGGUAAACUUAUUACAGUAUUUUCUGCUCCCAAUUAUUGUGACCAGAUGGGAAAUAAAGGGGCUUUUAUUCGCUUUAAAGCACCAGAUUUGAAGCCUGACAUCGUAACCUUCUCAGCCGUGCCACAUCCCGAUGUAAAGCCAAUGGCAUACGCAAACAACUUCCUUCGGAUGUUCCAAUAGGUGGACAAAGUAUCCAUGUUGAACAUACACGAGGCAACUGGAGAAGAGAUUUAGCUUCAUGUUUGGCAAUAUGCAGGUCACGUUGUGAUUGUUUGUGGAUGCUGCUGCUUCUUCCCAACGCUUUCUAACAGUUUAGUUGGAUUUUUGUUCUUUUUACCUUCUAGGCUUCUAUUUUGUCCCUUUGAUUAGUCGCGCAAAAGUGUUCGAGUCAAUUAUGUAUUUUGAUGCAUAGCUUUCUGGGUUGACAUUUCUUUGAUAUGCACUCAAAGAAAUUUGUGAUCUGCAGAAAUUUGAUCCGAUUGACUUUAUUCAAAACAAAGUUUUUUGUUUUAGGAUUGA
Molecule: messenger RNA, 2083 nt
Organism: Cucurbita pepo subsp. pepo (vegetable marrow)
Lineage: Eukaryota; Viridiplantae; Streptophyta; Magnoliopsida; Cucurbitales; Cucurbitaceae
Product: serine/threonine-protein phosphatase 5
Molecular function (GO): protein binding; hydrolase activity
Source: RefSeq, a predicted model, not a curated record